AAAAUAAAUAAAUAAAUAAAUAAAUAAAUAAAUAAAUAAUGGUAUUUUGUGAUGAUUUUUUAGUUUUUGCUUUGCUGGAGAUUAAAACCAGAACUUUGUCUAUGGUAGGCUAAUGCUCUACCACUGAGCCACAUUUCUAGCCUGGAAUUUAUUGAAUAGGAAAGGCAAAUGCAGUGUAGAAAUAUCUUAGGCAAAAUAACUUGAAAAUUAUAGAUGCAUUUUUAAAGUUUAAAGCCUCUUAGAAAUUUCCUUUAUGCAUAAUAUCUCAUUAUUUGUGACCUCUAGUAAGUGAAACCUUGCUAUAUUUUGCAAACACAUUUUCAAAAGCUCUCAUUAUUAUCGGCCUCUAUCAUGGUAUGUAUUUGCAAAUAGUUUCAUGCUAUAUCAUGGUAUAUAUUUGCAAACAGUUUCAAAAACUAUUAGAAAGUUUCUGUCCCUCCUCAUCCUAAGGGUUUUGUAGGUCUCAGAAAUCUUUUCUACUUCUAAGUAGUAAAAGAAUUUCAUUUUAUAUUUUUUGUCUCAUAUGUAUAUAUGUGAAUGCAUGUGUAUGUGUGUAUAGAUGUCUAGGGUUGACACCACACAUCUUUGGUCUUCACCUUUACUUUUUGAGACAGCGUCUACCUCCAGACUGGCAUUACAAGUACAUACCAUCAUGCCUGCUUUUUACAAGGGUUGGGGAUCUGGAUGAGGUCCUUAUGCUCAGUUGAGCCAUCUUCCAGCACUUAUGUCUUAUUUGCUUUUCAGUUGUUGAGAGACAUUACCAAGACAACUUCUAGAAGAUAGAGUUUAUUGUUGUUUACAAUGUAGAGGGUGAGUCAUGGCCAUCAUGACAGGGAGCAUGUGAGCAAGCAGAUAGGCAUGCGGCAAUGAGGCAGAGAGAGGGAGGGGGCAGGGAUGGGGGAGGGAGAAAAGUGGGGAGGGAGGGAAAUUGCACAAUAACUGGGAAUGGUUGUGGGCUUUUGAAACCUCAAAGCCUGCCCCUCAGUGACACCAACAAGGCCACACGUUCCAAUCCUUCCCAAACAGUUCCACCACUUGGGGACCAGGCAUUCAAAUAUAUGAGUCUAUAGAGGCCAUUCUCAUUCAAACCACCAUAUUUCAUCUUUAAUUUCCAAAUAGCUGAAAAUAUUAAAAUAUACUGCUGCAGUUUAGAGCUUGCUUGCUACAUUGGUCAGAGACUUGUGCUUUAAAAAGAAACUUACCAAUAAAAAUACAUACAGUUCAAAAAAAAAGCAUACAGUUGCAUGAUACUUCUUUCUGUUAAUCUUUCUUUGGUAAAUAUGAAUUUUAAGACGUAAUAUAUAUUUCUGGUUUUUAACUUUAAUUCAGUACACACACAUUCCAUUAAAAUACCUUUAAGUUUUAGGUUGCCCUUAUAUACUAAAGUUUGAGUAUAUUGUAAAGGUUAUUCUUAAAGUUUAAUAAUAUAAAUAUUAUAAAAAUACUUUUCAGUUUCUGUUCUGGAGCACAAAAAACUUGGAUAUCACUCCCGUGUGUUCCUCCAGUAAGGAAAAGCUUUAGAUAAAAAAAAAAUUAAUAUGAAAUUCCCUAACAUAUCUCCUUCUUGUACUUACCGCAUGGCAGACUGCUGCUGUACACAUACAGAGACAAAUAGGUAGAUACAGAAGUUCACUUCUGUCAGCAUAGCGGUUGCUUCUCCAUGGUUGCUUAGCACUGGGUUAACUGUCAUACUAUGUGCAACAUUUUGGAGAAAAAAACAAACAAACAUUACAAUCAUGGUUAGGUAUGACAAAGAUGUGAGAAUUAGCAGCUUACAACUACAAUUACAUGUCAAAGGCUCUAAUUGCAAUAGUACCUGAUAUAAUAAGAGAUCAGUGCCCCAUCCUGUUCCAUUCCAUCUCAUCUUAUCACCCCAUUUAAUUCCAGUGUUGUCGCUCAUCCCUUUGCUUCUCAUUCCGUUAUUGUAUCCUAUCCUAUCUUAACAUUCCAUUCCAUCCCUACUUCCCAUUCUAUCCCAACAUUCUGUAUCAUCCCAUUCUGUGUCAUCGUUUUGUUCCAUCCCAUCCUAAACUUUCAUCCCAUUUCAAAAUCCUUCCCAUACCAACAACCUGCCCUUUCAUCUGUGUAGGUCAGCUUUCUGUCACUACAAUAAUACCUGAGCCAAUUACAAAGAGAAAAGGGUUAUUUUGGUUUGUAUUCUUGAAGUUUUGAGGCCAGGCAGCACAUCAUGGCAGGCAUGCAUGGAGGAGCAGCACCAAUUCUCUCAUGUUCUAGGGAGCAGAAAGAAAUAGAACAAAGGCGAGGAUCCCAUGGUCCUUUUGAAUGCAUGCCCCAGUGGCCUGAGGGCUAGGCCCCACCUUCUAAAGGUCUACUUCACUUCCUAGUAGCACCACCCUGGACAUCAAGCAUUUAACACAUCGACUUUUGUGGAACAUUUUACAUCCAAGCUAUAGUAGAUGCUGACCUUAACAUCCAUCUCAUGGACUUUGGCGUCUGUAAUGUGUUCAGUUCUAGAAGCAAGCUAGGUACCAUAUGCUGUGGUCCCCUUCUAAUGGGAAAAAAAGUACAGGGGCCCCGUGGUAGAUACAGCAAGUCUUGGAGUCAUCCUGUAUAUGGUGGUUGCUGGGUCCCUGCCUUUUAAUGGCUAGAACAUAAGUAAGUACAGAAGCAUACAUUCCCUUGUGUCUGUGAUGCAUGAACAUCUGAAAUAUUUGACCCUCAAUAGUUUGACCAUCAGAAAGAUGAGCAUGUUAGAGGAAAUCCUGAGGCUACCCAUGGACAAAUGGAGGCCAUGAAGAGUUUAUGGUUUGAAUGGGAAUGGCUCCCAUGGGCUCGUGUAUAUGUGUUCUUAGUUUUAGUUGAUGAGCUGUUUGGGGGGAUUAGGAGGUGUGUUGUUGCUGGCAGACUUUGAGGGUUGAAAAGCCCAUGCCAGAGCCAGUCUCUUUGCUGCUGCUUCUGCUUCUGCUGCUUGUGGAUCUAACGCCAGGUCUUUAUGCUUCCCACCAUGAUGAUAAAGGGACUAACUCUUAAGCUGUUUGCAAGUCCCCAAUUAAACAUUGUCUUUUAAAGGAGUUUCCUUGGUCUUAGUCUCUUCGAAGCAGUAGAACAGUAACUAUGAGACAAAGAGGAGCUGAAAGUUUACAUAGAGCCGCUGAUUGCUAUAACCCCCAAGCCGAGAUGCUGCUGUCUAUGGGCAAAAAUUGGGACAAGAUUCAGGACUCAUUUCGGGCCAGAAGGAAGCCGAAGAAGUAGCCAGUCAUCAGAUCCUGAGCUCCAAGAGACCUUAGAGGGCUGCUUGGUCAAUAUGGAUCCCUGCCUAGUUGAAAACAGUAGGGCUAACCAAAGAUUCUUCUGGAAUAGAAUGAAUAUAGAACCUUGAGCUGCAUACUCUGUAUUUCAUUUGUUUCAGGACUCUAGGAUCAACAGAGAAAAGACAAAUACAUUUAACAUAAAAGUAUCUAAUUUUUUUUUUAAUACAAAGAGCACCAUAAGCAAUAUGAAAGCCAAAGACUAAUCUAGGCAGUGUUUACAGGGACAGAGGGUUAAUGUUCUUGCCAGAGAUUUUAUUCUUUUGUUAUUCAUUUAUUUAUUUGAAAUAAAAUUCUAUAUUUUAUUUAGAGAUUAUAGCUUAGACUGGCCUUGGAAUGUAACCCUAGCUUUCUUUAAACCUGUGAUCCUCCCUGCCUCUGGCUCCCAGUGUUAGAAUUAUUGGCAUGUGUCACCAGCUGGACCUUACCAGAGACCUUAAAAGUCAAGCAACAGACUCCAUAAAAAAGUAAUGAAAGUAAAAUUGACCUUGCAAGUUGAAGCUAUGUUAUUCUACCCAUCACAUUGCUACAUGCAAACUAGUUUGCUGUGCGAUGGUGUUGAUGGGAAGGUAUGUUGAUAGAAUGUUCUCUGUGACAGUUUGGUAACAUAGAACAGUUUUAUAUGUAUAUGCUAUCACCAGGAGUUCCCCUUUAAAUUUAAUGCAAGUAAAAUUUUCUUUCUUCUUCUUUUUUUUCUUUUUGGCUUCUUCUCUUUUUCUUUUCUUACACAGGUUUUCUCUGUGUAACAGCUCUGGCUGUCCUGGAACUCAUUUUGUAGACCAGGCUGGCCUCAAACUCACAGAGAUCUGCCUGUGUCUGCCUACACAGUGCUGGGAUUAAAGGCGUGUGCCACCACCACCUGGUUGCAAGUAAAUAUUAACAAAAGUAAAAGUAUUUUGUAUAACAUAUAUUCAUUGUUAUCCUAUUAAUAGGUCAAAAUUAGAUCGUGUGAGUUCCUCUUAUGGAAUAAUUAUUUUAUCAAUAUGAUGGAAAACCAGCCACAAAAAUGAUAAGACUUGUUAUUGUUUAAUGGUGUGAAUGAUAUCUAUUUUAUAUGUAUUUUAGGUGCAAAUGUCAGGUUGUAAAGUGCAUGUCUAAUUGUCUAAUUUACCACAUUGUGUGACACAUGUAUUGACAUUUACAAGUAACGUCUGGAUUGAACAAGACGAUAUAUAUAUAUAUAUGUGUGUGUGCCAAAUAUUUUAAAAGGGCUGGUUAUCUCAACUUUUGAUUGUGGUCACCAUGUGUAUAGUGUCCUUCUUAUGAGAUUACCAGAAGCAGUAAAGCAUUCAAAUAGUACAGGCAAGUGGAAAGGUAAGGAUGCGUCCAGAGGCCAUCCUCCCAUAGUGUUUGCCCUAAGUUGCCUCAGGUGGAAGUGCGCCUGCACUCAGGUGGAACCAAAGUGUAGACCGUGCUGGGACCGGAGGGAGGGGCGGCAGGGUGCACCCCAGACUGGGUAGGUGAGCCAGCUGAGCCCCAGGCCGGAAGGUUAAGCGGGCUGCACUCCAGACAGGAAGGGUGAACCAGCUGGCCUGUCUGUCAGUUUUCUCCUCACAGCACUCCCUCUACCAGUCAGGCGCCAUGAAAUUUCGGGCUAAGAUCACCAGCAAGAGUAUUCUAGAGCUCUUCAUCCAGGUCAGCGGCACUGUAGCAAGGCUGGCGAAGGUCUGUGUGCUCCGCGUGUGUCGUGACAGGCUGUGCUUCUGCCCCACCGGGCUGCUGGGUGAGGCCCAGCUGUGGGGUGAGGUGAGGCGGGGAGUCUUCCGGCACUUCUGUAUGGAGGGUGUUUCGGAGGAAUUCAAUGAGAUCUAUCUAGAGCUGAUGUCUGAGCACCUGGCCAGAGCCGUGAGGAAUGCGGGCAACGCUUCAUCCCUGAAGCUCCAGCUCACCAACAAGCGGCGCCCCUGCCUCACUGUGGUUGUGGAGCUGGCGUCGUGCCCUGGCCACAGCCGUGCGAUGGUCCACGACCUGCCUGUGAAGGUGCUUCCCAGAAGGUGGUGGAAGGAGUGUGCGGAGCCCCGGGUUCCGGCCUCUGAUGUCAGUGUUUAUCUGCCAGCUCUGAAGACGCUGAAGAACAUGGUGGAGAGGAUGGCAAAUGUGGGCGAUCGUGUGCUGCUGGAAGCAAAUCAAAACGGCAAGAUGAACUUGAGUGUAGAAACUGAUGUGGUGACUAUUAAAAGCUAUUUUAAAAAUCUCGGAAAUCCUCCAAAAGCCGUUCUGGGUAUGACUCAAGAAAAAGACCCAGAGAGCAUGGUGCAGGUGAGUGUGGACAACAGGAAGCUUCUGCUGUUUUUUGAAGGACAGCAGCAGACAAACCCCACAAUGGCCUUAUGUAAUAUUUCGAGCAAUACUCUGCUUCAUCUUGUUUUGGUUCAUGAUGAUAUCUCUCUUCAGUACUUUAUUCCUGCUUCAUAACUCAAGCAGUCCUAAUUGUCUUUUUCAAAGAAAUCUUACUUAAGUUCUGGAAAGAACUGAAUCACUGAGUUACUUGUAUUAAAAGCCUGCACCCCUGUGGAUUAUGUAGGGUGUUUAUUUUGUUGAGCACUUCCUUUGUAAAAUGUUAACAAACAAUUGGAGAAAUAAUUGGAUAGUUCAUGUGCCUGUAUUUUGGCUUUGACAGUUAAAUUAUAUUUAACUUAGUUGUUUUGGAAAAAAAAAGAUUGUAAUAAAAUAAAUUAACUGAAUCCUGAAACAAUUGCAUUAUUUUAUUAUGA
Cricetulus griseus (Chinese hamster) is the source of this 5983-nucleotide messenger RNA. The record is from RefSeq and is a predicted model, not a curated record. Lineage: Eukaryota; Metazoa; Chordata; Mammalia; Rodentia; Cricetidae.